Molecule: messenger RNA, 832 nt
Organism: Durotheca rogersii
Lineage: Eukaryota; Fungi; Ascomycota; Sordariomycetes; Xylariales; Xylariaceae
Exons: 2
Coding region: 68-517 (149 amino acids)
Source: RefSeq, a predicted model, not a curated record
CCCACACACACACCCACACAUACAUACACACACACACACACACAAGAAAAAGCCGACGACGACGACGAUGAUGCCACCUCCGCAGCGUAAAAGUGGCAGGAGGCGUGUGUGCAUAGGGUGGGUGUGGUGCCUGCGCGUGGUAUGCAGAUGUACUCAUAUGGUGGACAUUGCGAUAAUGUCCAUCCUCAUGUCCGCCUGUUGCCGACCUGGACUCGAGUCGACCCUUAACCUGUCCGAAACCGUACGACCCUCACUUACCACCGGUUUCAACACCUUCAAGAAGCUCCAUUCCGCCGUUUCACCCACGACCUGGGAGACGUCCGUGAGCUUCCGCUCCGUCCACACAUGCCGGAGGAGAGCUCUGGAGCUAUGGAGCUCUGGAGCUCUAGAGCUACGUGGACAUGCAUAUCUUGUCUUGUCUCGUCUUGGCGCUCGUCGACAUCAGAAAAAUGCUAGGUAUACCUGCGUGCCACACGGAUAUCUCCAGACACCUGUGCACAUAUCCAACGGCAUCUAAUGCACACACAUAACCUACCUACCUACCUACCUACCUAGACCGGAUGUGCGGGCAUAUAGGCACAUGCACAGUAUGGUAAGAUGUACGUGGACGGAUGGAAUCGGAUAGCCGGCCUCGACGACAACCACGGCGAGAGAGAGAGAGAGAUCCAGACACAGCACAGCGGGUGCGGGCUAGCGAUUUCUCGCUACGGCUACCACGUACACGGUUAGCUGGCUGAACCCCAGGUCGCGGUCGGCUCGAGUCCAGACACGAUCGCGUGUGCGUUCGCCUUCCCGGGUCUGGAAAUUCGUCAGGUUUCACCCUGUCCCGGCC